This is a messenger RNA of Branchiostoma belcheri (Belcher's lancelet), 564 nucleotides long. RefSeq lists its product as uncharacterized. The transcript is spliced from 3 exons. Bases 1 to 564 code for a protein of 187 amino acids. Lineage: Eukaryota; Metazoa; Chordata; Leptocardii; Amphioxiformes; Branchiostomatidae. The record is from RefSeq and is a predicted model, not a curated record.
AUGCAACAUUCGGGCUGCAGCGAUGGUGGUCUACAAGCUAACUCCUACUACUGGAACACCCCGAGCGGACGCCGUCAUCUCAACUCCUAUACCGACAUCAUUACGAUCAAAAACUUUACAGAAAAGGACUCUGGCGUAUAUACCUAUGUAGCAGACAAAGCUGCGGACACAGCCUUUACUACACAAGUAGAAGUCCAUCAGUACAGUAACGAUGAUACACCCGGACAUUCUGCAGACACUGAGGAGGGACAGGAUCAAGGGCAAUCUGCUUCUCACAUCGAUGAAACUGAGUCUGAUGAGGAAGAAAGGCCGUACGGAAUGGCAGCGGCAAAUUCAGCGUAUGAAGACACAGACCUGCAUCAGAAUGAAACUGUUCCAGGCAAUCAUAACACAGCACCGCAUUACUGUGCCGCAAAUUCGGACCAAGUCGGAACGACCCCUUCUGUUUCAAGAAAUAGCUUGUAUGGACAGCAAUGCGAAAACAUUACCGUGGCACGUAAUAGUACUAGUAUUGCGGACGAUUUGGGCAUCCUAUAUGGAAGUUGUCCAGCAACGGACGAGUGA